AUGACUUCCCUAGCACCGAAAACACCAGCAAGUGGAUACUACACUCAAUCCCAGCGGCCUCAUCCUGCUCGAUAUCUGGGAGCGUACACGGAAUUGGCGUUCGUGCUUGAGAGUGUUCAGUUCAUAUGGAAGACCAUUGUAGGAGCACAACGACAGUCCCCAUACUCUAAGGUUCUUAUUGGCCUCUCUGGAGGUUCCACUCCAAAGAAGGUAUUGAAGACGCUUGCUUCAUUAUGUUCGAAUGAAACUGGAGAAUUUUGUAUUCGUCGGCCUUCCAGCCAACGAAUCGAUCCAGAGCCAGAAUGCGCAACACAUGAAUGCGCCAAAAUUGACUGGUCUCGGGUGGCUGUCUUCCUUGUUGAUGAAAGAUUUGUUCCUCCAACUCACAAUGAUUCGAAUCAAAAAAUGAUUCGUGAAACUCUUCUCUCUCAUGGUAUGCAUGAUGACAAGUAUAUCAUUGGGACUUCUAGACUUCUGUUUUUAUCAGCCGGAAUCCCAAUUCUGGAAGAGAACAUCGUCUUCCCAGAUACGACAAAACCGAUCGAUGAGUGCGUCUCCGAUUAUGAAUCAAGACUACGAAGAACUCUUGCAUCGACUGGCCGUCCACGCUUGGUGGUCUUAGGGAUGGGAGAUGAUGGCCACAUCGCAAGCUGGUUCCCUCCGUUAUCAUCUGAGGAGUACGCAACAGCACAUUCGCCUCAUCAUCUGGUGCAUCACAACGAGCAAGAUCG
Molecule: messenger RNA, 731 nt
Organism: Condylostylus longicornis
Lineage: Eukaryota; Metazoa; Arthropoda; Insecta; Diptera; Dolichopodidae
Product: bifunctional glucose-6-phosphate 1-dehydrogenase/6-phosphogluconolactonase-like
Exons: 2
Biological process (GO): carbohydrate metabolic process
Source: RefSeq, a predicted model, not a curated record